Hydatigera taeniaeformis is the source of this 471-nucleotide messenger RNA. The record is from the annotation of a GenBank genome assembly. NCBI's taxonomy places the organism in Eukaryota, Metazoa, Platyhelminthes, Cestoda, Cyclophyllidea, Taeniidae.
AUGAACAUUUUCUGUGUCGAUAAUGUGGGAAUGUGCGGGAACAUUGUUGAAGCUUGUCUCAAUGAUACCUUUCAUGUUUUUCUAUUCGAUUUAAACAUGUUGGGUGGUGUCGGCAACUAUGACUACUACUCCCAACAGUCUCAAGUCGGCGGCUAUGGUAGCGGCGGUGGCGGCGGUGGUGGGGUAACAAGCCGAGGCAACACGACAACCGCUUCGACUAGUGGUAAUCCUCAUCUUGCGCCACCUCCACCUCACCAUCCCGGUGGUGGUGGGGGUGGUGGUUACCAUCCUCGCGCCUACCACGGAGGUAGUGGUGGUCAACCUCCGUUGCAUCCCCCUCCACCUCCCCACCAUCCUGGACCUGCGGAUAAUCAGGGCAUUAGGGCACGCUCCUUUACUCGGGGUCCGCCCAACCGCUUCUUCAACGACUAUGAGACUCAAUUUGUUGUCAAAGCAAGUAACCUAUGUUAA